AUGAGCACCCAGAACGACCUCAAUCCCGUUCUCGACACCCUUGUGUAUCUCACCUAUGAUUGGCUAGUCGGAUUUAUUGACGCUUUGAAAACAUACCGAGCAGCGAUCGGAAUACCCCCACCACACCCAAACUAUCCUCUUCCCGUAGAAUUCCCCUUUGGUGGUCUCACGGAGGUAUUUCACUGGGUUCAAAUCUUCGACAACACGACCCAGGUGGACCGCAGCUUCCGUGUUCGCAUGAGACUCUUCGAAGGAAAUGCAGAUCGCUGGGAGCCUCUCGUCUGGACCAUCUACAGUGGGAACAUCACUUUUGGCUCCGUGGAGUUGGACCGUCGGAUCUUCGUCGACCAAUCGGUUGUGUCCGUCGAUCCCCUCUUCAUCCUCGAAGGAAUGGCCGAUGCCGUUAAACGUCGCACGAAACUCAUCGUGUCCAGUCGUAUCGUCAUGCGCGCCAAGGUGGUCAAUGGACAACCGAGUACGAACCCCGAUCAAAAUUACUGGUACGAACUGUUUGAAGUUCGGACGGCGGCGUCGGGUGAGUUCGUGAAGGAACUCGGACGGAGAAUGAUUUCUCGUCCUAGAUUCUGUCCCCAGUGUCGCGUGUGGGUUCCACAUGCUGGCCCACCGUAUUGCCUCCAGCAUCUUUCGUUACAGUAA
This is a messenger RNA of Marasmius oreades (fairy-ring Marasmius), 657 nucleotides long. RefSeq lists its product as uncharacterized. The record is from RefSeq and is a predicted model, not a curated record. The transcript has 2 exons. Lineage: Eukaryota; Fungi; Basidiomycota; Agaricomycetes; Agaricales; Marasmiaceae. Bases 1 to 657 code for a protein of 218 amino acids.